GGGGAGUGUUUUUAUUGCCAUCUCCCAGUUAUUGCGCCCUAAUUCAUAGCUAGACGCUGAAUUGUAGUAGAGCUCUAGUACAGUGGAUUUCUGCUGCCAUAUUGUGCUAUAUAAGAGUCAAACAAAGAACGGCACGUACAAGAACAUACAUUUUUUUUGCUAAAUUUGAUUAUUAGCUUGGUCUGAGCAGCGUAUAAUAACAUGGGUAACAAGCAGGUGAAGCAACAUUUUGAAACUGCAAAGAAAACUGGAGUUCUUAAGAUAUCCCUAUUGCGGUUGGACGAAUUCCCUUCAGCGCUGAAAACUUUCCCUAACGUGCUGAAAACGCUGGAUAUAUCAGAAAAUCGAUUCACCCUUCUGCCGGACGAUAUAGCCAAAUUCACUCUUCUGAAGCAUUUGAAUGCCAGUGGAAACAAAAUUGCCCUUAUUCCCGACUGCAUUGGUGUUCUGGUGAAGCUGGAAACGCUCAACAUGAUGAACAAUCUGUUGACGACCGUACCUAGGAGCUUGUCGAGCUGCACACAUUUAAAGCAAGUCAUUCUCAGCAACAAUCAGAUCAGCACGUUCCCGGUAGUGUUUUGUGAGCUAAAGCAGCUAGACCUUUUGGAUCUGUCAAGGAACAAAAUAACAGAGAUACCCCCGGAGGUAAAGUCACUGCAAGCGACGGAGUUGAAUUUAAACCAAAACCAAAUCACUAUCCUAGCCGAAGAAAUUGCUGCCUGUGCAAAGUUGAAGACCCUCCGGUUAGAAGAGAAUUGUCUCCAAAUUUCUUCGAUCCACCCAAAGAUCCUUAUCGAAUCUAAAGUAUGCAAUCUGUGUGUGGAUGGCAAUUUGUUUAACUCGAAGCAGUUCACAGAACUACAGGGAUACGAUGCCUACAUGGAACGGUACACCGCAGUUCGGAAAAAGAUUUCUUAAAAUAUUUUUCAUCGUUCAACGUGAUCAUCGACAUAUAUAUAUCUGUGAGGACUAAGUCUAGCACGAGUUUUAUCGUCUUCAACCACAAAAAAACGAUUCACUUGAUCUUCACGCAUCCACCCGCUAGCUGUUUUAUCAAAUAUGAAGGCAACGAUAUUUUCUUAUACACCGUUUGUUGAUAGACCGAUAUACUGUGUACGAAAUUACUAGCAAAAUAUAU
Messenger RNA from Anopheles nili, 1138 nucleotides. RefSeq names its product leucine-rich repeat-containing protein 57. The coding region runs from base 202 to 918 and encodes 238 amino acids. The transcript is spliced from 2 exons. NCBI's taxonomy places the organism in Eukaryota, Metazoa, Arthropoda, Insecta, Diptera, Culicidae. The record is from RefSeq and is a predicted model, not a curated record. Gene Ontology annotation, molecular function: protein binding.